AUGCUGACAUGGGUACAUGCAAAUGGGUGCCCAUGGAAUGAAUCCACAUCCGCCUUUGCUGCCGCAGGAGGACAUUUGGAUGUCUUGAAAUGGGCCAGAGAAAAUGGUUGUCCAUGGAGUGAACGAACAUGUACCUAUGCUGCCCUCAAUGGCCACUUGGACAUCCUGAAAUGGGCACGUGAAAAUGGCUGCCCUUGGGCUGAAUGGACAUGCUCCUAUGCUGCCAUGGGUGGCCAUUUGAAAAUUCUGAAAUGGGCACGUGCAAAUGGUUGCCAGUGGAAUAAUGGGACAUGUGCCAAUGCUGCCGAAAAUGGCCAUUUGGACAUCUUGAAAUGGGCACGUGAGACUGGCUGCCCUUGGGAUGAAAAGACGUGCUCCUAUGCUGCCUUGGGUGGCCAUUUGAACAUCCUGAAAUGGGCUCGUGCAAAUGGUUGCCAGUGGGAUAAUGGGACAUGUGCCAAUGCUGCCAAGGGUGGACACUUGGACAUCCUGAAAUGGGCACUUGAGACUGGCUGCCCUUGGGAUGAACAGACGUGCUCCUAUGCUGCCUUGGGUGGCCAUUUGAACAUCCUGAAAUGGGCGCGUGCAAAUGGUUGCCAGUGGGACUUACGGACAUGUACCUAUGCUGCUGAAAAUGGCCAUUUGGACAUCCUGAAAUGGGCCAGAGAGAAUGGCUGCCCUUGGGAUGAAAAGACGUGCUGGUCUGCUGCUUACAACGGCCGACUUGAACUCCUGAAAUGGGCCAGAGAGAAUGGUUGCCCUUGGAACUCCUUUACAUGCAAGUAUGCUGCUGAAAAUGGUCAUUUAGAGGUCCUCAAAUAUGCCCGUGAGAAUGGUUGCCCUUGGGAUGAAGGGACCUGGCGGAGUGCAAAAGAAUAUGGCAGUGCAUACUUGUUACAAUGGUUGCGAGAAAAUGGAUGCCCGGGGUCUGAAUAA
Messenger RNA from Seminavis robusta, 936 nucleotides. NCBI's taxonomy places the organism in Eukaryota, Bacillariophyta, Bacillariophyceae, Naviculales, Naviculaceae. The record is from the annotation of a GenBank genome assembly.